AGGAGCAGGGGAGUAGUUUCCAAGGAACUGAAAGCAUUUCAGACAAGACAGACGCCAUAGUUUCCAGGUUUGUGCAUCGUAGCGAAGAGCUUUACCCAGGUCGAAUAUCAUGACGUUGUUCUGUUCGUAACUUGCGAAUAUGGCAUUCCCAGCGUCAUCCUUGCUGAGGCUUUCUGCUAGCCUAAGCGAUCAGCAGCAAUGCCGAACUCCACCUUCCAGUCAGGGAAAUCGCCAGUAGUGAAACCACGACCUUUCUUUCCUCUUUCAGUCCUCUGAAAGACUCACGCGGAGGUGUAGCAAGCCCUAGGAAGGGGAUCCUCACCGCUGGUCGAAACGCACGGGAGGAAAUGAAGAGCGGAUCGGAGAAGGAGAACAGCAACGGCGGAGAAAACCGUGAGUGGAACAGAAACGCGUCAGCCGUAUCAGCGGCAUCAGCGGCAUCAGCGGCAUCAGCGGCUAUGGAUGAUCCAUUCAGCCGGAGUUCUGCUUCCAAGUAUGGAAACGGCGGAAGAACGAAGGAGACGAACGAGAAUCGAAGAAACUGCGUGAGCGACGGCGGGGACGGCUACGGGGAGAACGGACCGAAUCGGACUGAAAACUUUCGCGUUGGAGAAGGAAGCGGUGGAGCGAGAGAGGAUGGAGGGGUGCUCCUGGAGCUGAACGGAUCAGCGUACGCUCAGCCUCGGCAGGAAACCCUGCAGGAAACUCUAGGGAUUACCGGAGUAAGGAUCAAAGUCGGGGUUGAUCCUUGUACCAGACGCAACGUGGAUCAGUCCGCCUUAGACUCCAAGGUCGACGCAGAAAGAGCGAACCAGCAGAUGCAGUCUCUGCAGCCGACGGGUGGUAGUGUAACGGGUACGUGUGUCGGCGACGUGGAGGAAACCGUCGCAGAAGUCGCACGAGUCGUCGCAGGCGACGGUGACGGCAUCGCCGAGAUCCCGGCGACGCCACAGCCGCACAGGCCGGCAAAUCUGACCCCGCUGAUCCUAUACGAAGACUCGCCGUCGCUUGCCUUCAGCAUCUCCCCAUCUCCUUCCCUCUCCCCUUCCCCUUCCUCCUCCCCUAUGCCUCCGCUUCCCCCUUUAGCACCUCCUCCCCCUCUCGACACAUUAGUUCCUACAAGUCCCGGAGAUCCCUCGCAACUUAAAGCUCUCCCUCUGAACCGGACCGCGUCCUCGACGUUACCCCCAGAUCCCGCUCCGGCCGGUCUUCAGCCGCCGCAUCCGCCGCCGGAAAGCCCGCAGCCAAUGACGGCUUCCCGUGACGAUUUUCCUGGCGACGCGAACGCAGCAUCCUGCGAAGCUUCUCAAGUGGCUCCCCCGGAAAAUCAUCAGGUGCCUUGUCAGGUGCCUUUUCAGGAGCCCUCGCACGCGCUCAUCAGCAGUCACGUGACACCAUCUCUCCCCGCCCCUCAGAUUAUCAGCGGCCCGGCAGACAAGCCCCAUGAACGCGCGGACCCCGCGAAUCUCGCGGGCACCGCAAAUCCCGCUGCCUCCGCACCUGCGAAUCCAGCGGCGAAUUCCGCAGCGAAUGCGUAUCCAGCGGAGAAUCCAGCGGAGAAUGCCGCAGCACCUGCGAAUGCAAACUCAGCGGCGAAUCCAGCGCGCCCACGACUCGUGCGUUCCGCCUCCUCCGACUCCUUCCGCCUACCCGCCCCACUCGCCGAGGGGCCUCAAAAGCCGUCCCGUGCUACCCCCGGCACCCCCUCGGGUUCCAGCGCCGCUUCGCGCCUCUCGCCAGGCCUCGGCUUUAGGUUCUUCUCCAGAGGCCAUGCCAACGCCUCUCCCUUGCGUUUCCGCAGCCGCAACACCAGCGGCGGCGGCGGCGGCGGCGGUGACGUGAAAUUCACUGUUGCAGGGGGUGACUAUGGCGGGAUCGGUGGCGAGAGGAACGGGCUGGAGUCUAAGUGGGAGGUCCCACAGGGACGAUCGUCUCCUUGGUCGCGGGGGUUGAGCAGGGUUCGCGGAAUGGUGUCUCCAAGGUGGAAUAGAAGGCACGAUGGUGCUGGUGCUGGUGCUGGUGCUGGUGCUGGUGGUGGCGAGAGUCGUGCGGCGGAGCAGAUGGAUCGCAACGGCACUGCUGCUUCUGCUGCUCCUGUGCCUGCGCCUGCUGCUGGUGCUGGUGCUGCUGGUGCUGCUCCUCCUGCUGCAGCGCAUGCCGAACCUCACCGCCGAGGCUUGGGCUCGCCAAGGCUCCGGUCGUGGCUCGGGUCGCCUGAACUGCCAAUGCUCCCGCUGCGGCGCGGCCUUGGCGUGAGGUGGCACCGAACCUGCUCUGCUUCGGUAGCUACGUCUGUCACUACUGGGCGCGACACAUAUGAUCCCAGCGCUGCUUUUGACAACAGUGAUGUUCCCCCGUACCCCUGCAGCACCGUCCCUGCCUUCAGCCAUCCCUCCGUUUCCACCAGCAGCACCGGUGCUUUCUCCAGUGCGGGUACGAGCACUGCACGCGCGGCAGCGGCUUCAGACGCUGAUUCUGCAAGCCACGUGGGCACACGUGGGAAACACGUGGAUGGGUCCCGCUCCCUUGCGUCCUCCCCGCUUGCUGCGGCUGCGGCGGCCGCAAUCGCGGAAUAUCACGCGAUUAGGGAGCAGCCCAUCUCAUCAGCACCUGAAGAAACACCUGAAGAAUCACCUGAAGCAGCAGCGGCAAAGCCGCUCGUGCCCGGAUGCAUGUCGCAUGAUGGAGCGCCCAGACCGCGUCAUCCGCAUGCCCACGUGCAAGCGAGUACCAAGAAGUCCCUGGCCAGAACAGUGUCAGACCCAGGCGGCGGCGAGUGCAAUUCGAACACAAGACAAGGCGCCGAAGCGGUUGUAGUUGUAGCGGCAGGCGUAGAAACAGCUGUAGUAGGGACGGCUGUAGCAGGGACGGCUGUGAGUGCUACAGCCGUGACAGGAGGCGGCGACGGUGAUCGUGGUAAGGUCGAUAGGGAGUCGAAGCAGGGCGGCGGUCCUGGUGGCGGUCGGGGACUGCUCAGGUGGCUGUCGUGGGGAAAGGCAAAACUAGGCGCGGGGAAGGGGAAUGGUGGAAAGCGGCGGAAGGGGAAGGCGGAAAACGGUUGCGCGGAGCACAGGGGGAGUGGGUUCGGCGCAGAGCUGACGACCAGCGAGCAGUAUAAGGAGCGGGGUGAGCCUGUGGAGCGGGGUGAGGAGGUUAGGGAGCAUGAUUGCGGCGUGAAGACGACCGAAGGUGGUGGUAAUAGUGGUGGUAAUAGCGGUGGUGAUAGUGGUGAGAAUAGUGGCGGUAAUGGUGGUGGUGCCGCUGUUUCAGCGUCGAAUCUUGCGGCCAGAGCAGCUGUGGACACGUGGCUGCGGGAGAACGAGACGCACGGGGAUGACGUGGACGAGGAUGACGUGGAAGGAAUAGACGAGGAGAGUGUGGAGGAGAGCGGUGCUGAAGUGGGAGAGAUGAUGGGAGGUGGGGAGGAGGAGGAGGGGGAGCAGGCGGAUGGGGAAGAGGAGGAGGAGGGGGAGGAGGAGGAGGAGGGGGAGGAGGAGGAGGAGGAGGAGGAGGGGGAGGAGGGGGAGGGGGAGGAGGCAGAAGAGGAGCCUGAAGGAGAGGUGGAGGAUGGCAGUCAUGAAGACUGUUCCUCUGAGGGUGAGGACGGAAAGGAGGAUGGGGAGACGGAAGGAGGAGAGCGCGAGGGAGAGGGGGAAGGGGAGGGCGAGGGGGAUGAAGGGGAGAGGGGCGAAGUGGAGGAAAUGGGCCCAGAAGGUUUUCAGUUCGACGUGUCAACAGACCCGAACGCGGAGGGGAGGGGAAAGAGAGUGGGGAACGACGAGGAGGUGGAGGGAGAGGAGGCGGAGGAGGAGGAAGAGGGGGAGGAGGAGGGGGAGAGGGAGGACUCGGAGGAGGCAGUGAGGGAGAGGCAGCAGCAGGAGUGGCAGCGGCAGUGGCAGCAGCAGCAGCGGCUGAUCGGACUAGUAGUCUCCGGGGCAGACAAUACCGAAGGUGAUAGUAACGAAGGUGGGGGAGGUAUUAGAGGUAAGCAGCGAAAGGAGCAAGUAGCGAGCGCCUGUCGACCGUCACCCGCCAACUCUCCCCCCUCCCUCCCGUCUGCGAGCCCUUCCCCGCCCCCAUCCGCGGUACAAGAGGAUUCGUGUGUGUCGUUUGCGCAAUGGGAAGAGGGGAGUGUGGGGCAAGUGGUGAGAAGGAGAGUGAGAGGAGUGGGUGGUGUAGGGACGGAAGAGGAUGAGGUAGUGGAGGAGGAGGAGGGAGAAGAAGAGGCAACCAGCAUGCCAGUUGAAACAGCGGUAGAUGUGACUUCAGCAACAGCAGCAACAGAAGAAGAAGCAGCAGGAGCAGCAACCGCACCAGCAGCAAGAACAGUAUUUACGCAGCCGCCAACAGCAGCAGCAGCAGCAGCAGCAGCAGCAGCAGCAGCAGGAGCAGCAGGAGCAGGGACGACACCAGUAGCAGCAGCAGCAGCAGAAGCAGCAGCAGUAGCAUCCGUGCUGCUGGCAGCGCUGAAGCAGACGGCAGCAGAGGAGCAGCAGAAGGGCCUGGGUGUCAGCUCCAGCGAGGACUCAGAAGGGGACCUGACACGUGGUGGAAUGGAAACAAGACAGCCGGGUAACCAGGCUGCCACAGCUGGUACGAAUCCGUUUGCUGGCGGGAGCACUGUAGAGGGACUGUCCGUCCCCUUUACAAUCACUAACCCGUUUAUAUGCAGCGGGAAUCUGUUUGAAGCAAUGCCAAGCAAUGAUCGCAAUGCUGCAAACGGUGCUGGUUAUUUUGGCGAAGUGGGAGUCAAAGCUGCUGGUUACCCUGUUCUGUUACCUGACACCUGCGCCAGUGGCAUCCCCACCAAUCCAUUCCUUGCAGCAGCUGCAGCAGAAUCCGAGCAGCAGGGGCAGCUGGGGCAGGCUCUACCUGCGCAGGUUCCUUCUGAGCAGGUUGUAUCUGACCAGGUGCAUCUGGGGCAGGUGCUACCCUCAGGGCCUGUUUCAUCUGGGCAGGUUCUAUCUGAGCAGUCUCCGUGCGCUGGCAUGAGCGGCAGCAAGACGCUUCCCCCGUCUCUUUGGCCCGCAUACCCCAUCUCUCCCCCUUCCUCUGCCCCUUCCCCUACUCCUGUACCCAGCCUCGCCCCUGCCGCUGCCCCUUCCGCCUCCCCCGCUCCUCCGCCUGCCCCUGCCCCUGCCCCUGCCCCUCCCCUCUCCCCCGCUCCUCCGCCUGCUCCUGCCCCUCCUCCUGCCCAAUCCGCUUCCCCUGCCCAAUCCGCUUCCCCUGCCCAAUCCGCUUCCCCUGCCCAAUCCGCUUCCCCUGCCCAAUCCGCUUCCCCUGCCCAAUCCGCUUCCCCUGCCCAAUCCGCUUCCCCUGCCCAAUCCGUUUCCCCUGCCCAAUCCGCUUCCCCUGCCCAAUCCGCUUCCCCUGCCCAAUCCGCUUCCCCUGCCCAAUCCCAUCUUCUAUCCAGCCUCGCUCCUGCCUCUGCCCCUCCCCCUACCCCUGCUGCUGCCCCUUCGCCCGACAACAGUGGGGGCCAGCAUGGGUCAAGCAGUGCAGAGAAGAAGAGAGUGAGAUUCAAAGACAAAGCAGCAGAGGAGGGUGGAACUGAGGUGGGGGGAACUGGUGAAGGGAACUCAAGGAACGAGCAGGAUGCAGGAGGUUCAAGCGCUGGUGAUAAGUCAACGGCAGGUAGUAGCCAGUUGGGAGGUGGUAACCAGGCGAAACCUGGUAACCAGACAAGUGCAGGUAGCGUGAGGUCAGGCUCUCCUGGGAGGGUGGGAACUGGGCGGGUGGCACCUGCUCCCUCGGGCCUAGCACAGCGCAUAUGCUGGGUGCCUGGAGCUAAGGAGGAGAGCGAGCAAGGGGUAAAGGAGGCAGAAGGAAGGGACAGGAAGAGCCGAAGUGAUGAUAGCCGUGGCUGCUGUACCAGCAACAGCAGCAGCAGCAGCAGCAGCAGCAGCAGCAGCAGCAGCAGCAGCAGCAGCAGCAGCAGCAGCAGCAGCAGCAGCAGCAGCAGCAGCAGCAGCAGCAGCAGCAGCAGCAGCGGUGUUCCGAAGCUGCUAGUUCCCUGUCCCCCUGUCACCCCUCGAAACAGCUCACCCCCUCCCGUCAGCCGGAGUAAGGCUGCAGGGGGGGCGGCAGGAGGGGCAGCAGCGCGGGUAGCAGCAAAGGCAGCGCUGUCUAGGAAGCCUCUGGUGCUGCUGGGAAGGAGUAGCAGCGCCAGUAGUGCUGUGGGUGGUGGCUCUGGUGCUGCUAGUGGUAGGAUUGGUGCUGCUGCUAGCAAGAGUGGUAACAGUAGCCCUACAGUUGAAACGAGUGGUAGGGAGGAAGCAAAAGGAGUUAAGGACACUGGUGCUGGGAGUCAUGUGCGCAGCAGCAGCGGCGGCAGAGGUGGUAACCCUGUAACUGGCGUGGAUCAGUGGACGACUGGGGAGGCAGAUAGCAGUGAUGGAGGAACCACCAAGCCCAGUUCUGGCCAGCCAGGGAAGGUCUGCCACCUACCAGGCUCCUACAGGAAGCCUCGCACCCCUCCCAACCCCUCUCAACCCUCUCCCACCCCUUCCCCUUCCGCCACAAUUUCCCCCCCUUGCAUCCACACCCCCACUCCCAACUCCGCCCCUGCCCCCCCUUCCCGCCCGUGCUCCCCCUCCCCCUCCUCCGCCCUUCUCCAAGCGCUUUCCCCCCAUAGGUCCCCGGGUAGGGUGUGGGGGGGCAUGGGGAGGAGGGGGUAUGAGGUGGGGGGGCUGGAGGUGUGUGGGAGUGAUGGGGAUGAGGAGGAUGGGGGGGGGCAGGCUAGGACAGGUGCGGAGGAGUGGGAGAAGGAAGGGAGUGUGGUGGGAGAGGGGAGUGUCGUAGGGGAGAGUGUGGUAAUGAGGGAGGAAGAGAUAGUGGUGUGUGGAGGAGAGGGAGAGGGGAAGGUUGGGAUCAGGGGUGUGGAGGGAGGUUCAGGGAAGGACGAGGGGGCGAUGGUUCUAAGGGGGAACGGGGGAAGAGUGGCAGGAGGCGGAGUGGGUGAGGUGGAGGGGGGAGGAAAGCCCAAGGGUAAUUUACCCAGAACGCCUUCCCCCCCUGCAGGCCCGAAGCCAAGCUCUUCCGGGCGAGGAGGUAGAGGAGGGGCUGUGGCCGCCGCAGCAGCAGCAUCAGGAGCAGCAGCAGGAGGAAUGGCGGGUGGGAUUGUGGGGAGAGUGGGCAUGGAGACUGGAGAGGAGAGAGGGAGGCGUGGGAAGGAGAACGCAGGGGAAGGGAGGUCAGGAGUGGAGAGGGCUCAAGGGAGCAUGCUAGGAGGGGGGAGUCCGGUACGAAAAGGGAGUCCCCCCCGUGUUCCCUCCCCGCCUGCUGGGCCCCGCCCCAACUCCCCCCUGGGGCAGCUGAACGCCAGGAGGAAGGCCUCUGGAGUGGCAAGGUCGCUUACAGUCACACUCGAUAAGAGCAUGUCCCUGCCCUUGCCCAAGGAGGGAACCAUUGUCAGCAGCAUUAGCAGAAGCAUCAACAAUACCCGCAGCAGCACCAACAUUGCCACCACCCGUUGCAGCAGCAUCAAGAGUGAGAGCAACAGCAGCAGCAACGGCAAAAACCCCCUGCCUUCCUCCUCUGAGGCCCACUCUGCCUCUGCUUCUGCAGGGAGACAGUUGGCAUCACUAUCACCUCGAGAGCCUGCGCCACUGAGUAGAAGCGCACUAGGAAGGCCGGCAGCAGCGCCCCCUGCUGCUGGAAGAACGGCCACGUCACCUCGGAAAGCCGCUGAGGCGUCUCAAAAAUCUCCUGGUGGCACGAAGUCAGCCACACAACCCCAGAGAUCUGCCUUUGGCCGCUCGUCUGCCGGCCCACCUGUGCGGUCUAAGUCUGGUGGUUCCCCCAGCAGGCAGCCUUCGCCCCCUGCUGCAGGCAAAGGCAAGCGGCCGGCGUCGUCUGUCUCCGUCUGCUCUGCUAACUCCAUCGGCUCGAUUGCUUCUCCUUGCUCUCCCUCCACUGCUGCUGUUGGUGCUGCAGCUGCUGCUUCUAGGAAGGCUGAGAGCGAGGGUGCACUGGCCUUCACCUACAGCAUGGUUGAUGAUGCUCUGGUUACCAGCAGCAGCAUCCGCAGUAGCGCAACCACCACCAGCACCGGUGCAAGCAGAACUAAGAGUGCUGGAGCCAUUGCGGAUGGUAUUGGUUGUUCUGGGAGUGGCAAUGCUGCGAAGGGGCGUCCUGAUCUUCAAGAUGAAGGCAAGGGCCAUGGCAGUGUGAGCAACAGUGGGGGUGACGAGAAUUGUGCCAGUGUGUGACAUCAGCGGUCGACAUGAAACCUUAAUUUGGACUUCAUGCUUGCGUCCCGCCCACUCAGUGGCCCUCGUAGCACGAUUAGGCAUACAGGCUAGUAUAUACGUUGAGUAGAUAUCAUAAGUAGGGAGCUUUUGUUAGCACCUUAUUUGUUGGAUACACAUACACCCCUAACGGGUACUUUUGUCAGAGGCUCGCUUGCCUUUUGUCAGAAGUUC
This is a messenger RNA of Closterium sp. NIES-67, 8423 nucleotides long. Lineage: Eukaryota; Viridiplantae; Streptophyta; Zygnematophyceae; Desmidiales; Closteriaceae. The record is from the annotation of a GenBank genome assembly.